Dentiscutata erythropus is the source of this 286-nucleotide messenger RNA. The record is from the annotation of a GenBank genome assembly. NCBI's taxonomy places the organism in Eukaryota, Fungi, Glomeromycota, Glomeromycetes, Diversisporales, Gigasporaceae.
UUCUUGGAUCGGAAAGGCUAAAGAAGCUGUUGAAGCAAAUAAAGUAUUAUUUAUCAUAUUUGGUGGAUUGAUUAGUGGUGUAACAGUGGUCUGCACAUUCGUAAUUGGAAACAAUUGGAAGUUAAAAAAUGAAAUUGAUAUAUUAAAAGUAAGACAAGAAAAAGACAUUGAUGCAUUGAGAAAUGAAAUCAUCGCUAAGCUGGAAGGAUUGCGGGAUGUAAACCAUGUCUACAAUGCCAAUUGGGGUGCAAUUUUAAACAAAGAUGAAGUCGUAAUUCCUAAAGCA